AUGGCACCUCCUCCCCGUUUGCGCAUCCUCUCCGUGGGUGGCAAUGCGAUCUCUGCCUUUCUCUCAUGGCGACUGCAGGCGACCACCUCCUGCGAUGUGACCCUGGUCUGGAAAUCCGGCUUCGACUCAGUGGCCCAAUAUGGUGUUUCAUUCAAAUCCAAAGCCUUCGGCAAUGAACGAUUUAAACCCCGACAUGUUGUUCGUGCUCCGGAAGAAGCCUCGUCUCGCGAAAACGCAUACGACUAUGUCAUCCUCUGUGUAAAAGCCCUGCCCGAUGUCUACGACCUGGCCUCCGUGAUCGAAUCCGUGGUCACCCCUCAACACACCUGUAUCCUCGUCAACACCACCAAUACCCUCGGAAUUGAAGCCCAUCUGGAGCAAAGAUACCCAACCAAUGUCAUUCUCUCACUCGUUUCCAACGUGGAAAUUUCUCAAACCGGCCCCAGCGAAUUCGAGCAUCUAAGCUCGAGCGAAAUCCACGUGGGCGCAACCAACAAAUCUUCCUCCAUCCCUACAUCCAUCCAGAACGACAUGGCAGCGGCGUUAGCAAUGACUCUGAACUCCGGUCAGGUCGAUUGCAAGGUUUCGGAGAAUAUCAGACAGGAGCAGUUUGAGCGAAUGAUUGGCCCCAUUGCAUUCCACCCCGCCAGCGUCGUGUUCGAAGCCUCAAACCACACACAACUCCUAGAAAAGACCGGUGUCCGUCAAUUAGUGACGGGAAUUAUCGACGAGCUGGUGGAACUCGCCACAUCGCUGGGCUGCUCAUUCCCCAGCGAUUUCCGUGAAAAGACCAUCGAAAAAAUGACUGCUUUGGACGCACCCACUACAAUGUACCAGGACUUCCAGGCCCGGCGCCCCAUGGAAGUGGAGACGUUCUUGGGAUCUCCGGUCAAGUUGGCAAUCGAGUCCAACGUUCGCGUUCCCCGAAUCGAGACAAUGUACGCAUUGAUGCACCACGCCAAUAUCGUGAAUCAGAACAAGCCCCGCCAGGAAUCCCCACCUUCCUCUGUGAUCGGCCAACCGCCUCCCCGCAUGUCCUCCGCUCCUUCACAGCGACCUAUGAUGAACGGCGGUCCUCCUGGGCCCCCGGGCCCUCCAUCCAUGCGAGGAGGCCGAACUCCCUCUGGGAUGAGCAUGCCCCCGCCACGACGAGGCCCACCUCCCGGUAUGAUGCCUAGAGGCCCCGGACCGAUGCCGAUGCCCGCCAAUCGGGUCCCGCGCGACACAUCAUUGGAAGGACUCGAGGAAUUCAGCCACAUGGUAGUAUACGAUGGAGAGGGAGAGCCUACUAUGCCUCAGCAGAAUGGCAACGGCCACCCUGAGUCAGGGCCGGGCCCUGCGUCCGACCUGGCCCUCCGCGAGCGAGAGCUAGCCCUUCGUCAACGUGAAUUGCAGCUUCGUGAACAGGAGAUGGGCAUGCGCCGUGGACCCCCUGGACCCCCUGGCCCAGGACGUCGUGGCCCCUUCCGACCCGGUCCAGGCCCAGGUCACGCCUCUGGUCCUUCAUUCGACGAAGAAGACGAGGAUUACUUCGACCCUAUGGAUAGCAUGGCCAUUCCACACAUCGACCCCGACAGUGUUGAUAUGAUGAGCAUGACUUCUCGCCGAGGACGCAAGGGUCCUAGUCAAAGCCAGCUCCGCAAGAACCCCGAAUUCUCAGUGACGGCUCCAGGGCCAGGCGGUAGCCGGCCCCCGUCGUCAGCGUCAGCCUUUGGUCGUUACUUCGGUCGGAAACGUGCGAGCGAUCGCGUGAUGCAAGAAAUCCCCGGUCUCCACGAUUCACUCAUGGAUAACCCGAUGAUGAGCUACUCUUCUAACAGAUAUGGUGCUGUUGACCGAAACCAGAUGGCUGCGGAUUCCCGAGCCAACUCAUUAACGGCAAGCCAUAUGGGGGACUACCCACCUCGACCCUUCCCAACGAGUAGGCGAAACAGCCAAUCCCCCGCGACGCCCUUCGGCGGACCCCAUGGACCUCCUGGCCCCGGUGGCCCCCGCAUGGGUCGCCCUCCCACUGCACAUGAUCAAAACCUUGGACCCCCUGGUGUACCUCACAAUGGGCAGCCUUCGCCGCCCGGAAACAUGCGCACGCCAGUACCGCGGUAUCCUCAAGGACCUGGAAACGCGGUAGGGCCACAGCAAGUUGAGCAACACUAUGGGGUGAGCAAUUUCCCGGCCAAAGGCCCCCCUAGAAAUCAGAAUCUGACCGGUAGUGGGAGCGCCAGCGCGGGGAGCGGUGAUAGUGGAGCCAGUGCCAAUCUUGAUUCCGAACCCUCAUCUCACAGCAGCCAGAUCAGCCUGGGCAACCAAGGAGUCGCGGCCCCCGUUCGCUAA
Molecule: messenger RNA, 2331 nt
Organism: Penicillium salamii
Lineage: Eukaryota; Fungi; Ascomycota; Eurotiomycetes; Eurotiales; Aspergillaceae
Source: the annotation of a GenBank genome assembly